UGGUUUCUCAUCAGGUGUGCCAACCCUUCCCCUUUCAGCCGCCCGGUUGGCCUGACUGUCCGUCCAAACCACAGCGUCUGCGUUUGUGUCAACCUUCCCGAGUGUCCUUAGCAAGUCACAGGCAGCUCCAGGCUAGCUGCAGCACGUCAGAUUUCUUGCCCGGUAGCAGCAUCGGUAGACAAAGCGAGCUACAGUUAGUGCAGAGGUAAAGGUGAGAGCAGGUGUGGGUCUGUAGGAAAGCAGGAAGGCUUUCUCAGCUCUGCUCGCAAGAGUUCAGCUCCCUCACCCCUCCAUUUCCAUGGGGAAACAGAAAGUUAAUGAAAGAUCAGAAAGUGUUUGCAGGAGAUCCUUUCUUCUAGAAACCUGUGAUAUUAAGCAAAGAUGCUUUAAGUUAUAUUCAACUUUACUGUUCCCAUAACUCACUGUAAGUCCAGGAAUGUUUUAUUUUCACAUGUAACUUGCUCCUUUUUUUUGCAGUUAAAGCCAUGGCACUGAAGCAAGUUUCCAGCAACAAAUGCUUUGAGGGUUUCCAGAAGGUGUUUGAACAUGACAGUGCGGAGCUAAAAUGCAAAAUGAAAUUUGGAAUCUACCUGCCUCCAAAAGCAGAAACCGGGAAGUGUCCUGUGCUGUAUUGGCUCUCGGGGUUAACUUGCACGGAACAGAAUUUUAUAACGAAAGCUGGUUUUCAUCAAGCUGCAGCUGAACAUGGCCUUAUUGUAGUCGCACCAGACACAAGCCCACGUGGCUGCAAUAUUGAAGGAGAAGAUGAAAGCUGGGAUUUUGGCACCGGUGCUGGUUUUUAUGUGGAUGCAACUGAAGAUCCUUGGAAAACAAACUAUAGGAUGUAUUCUUACAUAAAGGAUGAGCUGCCUAAACUAAUAAAUGCCAAUUUUCCAACUGAUCCUGAACGGAUGUCUAUUUUUGGGCAUUCCAUGGGAGGUCAUGGAGCUCUUAUUCUUGCUCUGAAGAAUCCUGGAAAGUACAAAUCUGUGUCGGCAUUUGCUCCUAUCUGCAACCCUAUUCAGUGUGAGUGGGGGAAGAAAGCCCUUGGUGGAUAUCUGGGAUCAGAUGUAAGCAAAUGGGAGGCAUACGAUGCUACACAACUUGUGAAGUCCUAUCCAAACUCUCACCUGGACAUACUGAUUGAUCAAGGCAAAGACGACCAGUUUCUAUCCGCAGGCCAGUUACUGCCUGAUAACUUCAUCGCUGCCUGCACAGAGCAGAAAAUCCCAGUUGUCUUUAGGCUGCAGCAGGGUUAUGAUCACAGCUAUUUUUUUAUUGCUACAUUUAUUAAUGACCACAUCAAACACCAUGCAAAAUACCUCAAUGCUUGAACCAUUUGGAUGCAAGCGUCAUCUGUCCAAUAUGAAUCAAGGGAUAGAGGUGAACUAAACAAAAAAUUAUUUGCUGACAUAGUGUCUGUAAAAUGGAGCUCUUCUCACUGUACUGCUAAGAAAAAUAAAAGUCCCACUUAAUUUGAUAUGUGUGCUUUAGAGUAAGUAUUUUGGAUGUUCUUGUAUGCUUCAAAAAGUCUCUCGACACUGUGAAGGUGCCUGCUGCAUUCUAGGUCAAAAUGCAAAUGAGCAGAUGAGUGAGUUUCAGAUUAUGAAUAUGGGUAUGUACUUGGCACCUCAAGAUGGUUUCUAGUGCAACUACGCAGACACUAUGAGUAACAACAGCAUGCCUCUUCAGCUAAUUAAAUACCAGGGUCCACUUUGUCACUUAAUGCUGAAGGAAGUUGUUAGUGGCACAACCAAUCAAGCUACUUAAUAUCUGAAGUAGUUGGUGUGUUUUUUCCUUGGCCUGUCUAAAUACAUUCCAAGGACAAAGUCUGUUGGAGAAUACAGACAGAAGUUUGCUGUGCAGAGUGGUUUACUGUGUGUUAUUAACAUCAAAAAAGUAAUGAUCUGAGGAGUAUUUAAUGGAUGAUACUUAAAGAUCUUAAAACCCAUGUGAAGGAAGCAGUCUGUA
Messenger RNA from Haliaeetus leucocephalus (bald eagle), 1971 nucleotides. RefSeq names its product esterase D (gene ESD). Gene Ontology annotation, cellular component: cytosol. The transcript is spliced from 8 exons. The record is from RefSeq and is a predicted model, not a curated record. Gene Ontology annotation, molecular function: S-formylglutathione hydrolase activity. Gene Ontology annotation, biological process: formaldehyde catabolic process. NCBI's taxonomy places the organism in Eukaryota, Metazoa, Chordata, Aves, Accipitriformes, Accipitridae. Bases 486 to 1334 code for a protein of 282 amino acids.